UUAUUUAAUAUAUCACAAUAUGCAAUGUAUACCUAAUAUAACAUGAAAAGAUACAGUUAUUGUACAAGGUUUCUAAAAUGAUCAUUAUUGUUCCUACUGCAAAUUUUCAUUCGUAUCACCAUAUCUAUCACUACUCUCACCAUUAUCUUUAUAAUUCCGUUGGCGCUGGAAUCAUUAAUUCUACUAUCAUUAUUGUCAUGGUUAUUAUUCUCUCAAUUGCCAUUGUUACAUCUACCAUGACUAUUGUUAUUUCUAUCAUCAUUAUCACUAUUUUCAUCAUUAGUUUUGUUAUUUUCACCAUGACUAUUAACAUUCUAUUAACGAAAAUGUAAUUAUGAUUUCUAUCUUGUUAUACCUAGAAAUGUUAGUUUUUUAUUUCAAUCAGUAAUAUGAAUAAGAGAAGAAAGAAACACCACAGAUCAAACCCACUUGCAUCGACUAACCUAAUAAGAGAUCUAUUACCGGGUACUAUAAAAAGGUGAGAAUUUCGAUUUCACAAUACCUUCCCCCCAUGCUUAGGAGAAAAAGAACUCGAGGACAACGAUAACCCAGAAACACCAUUACAAAAAUACUAUUUGGCAAGGAUGCUUGCAUUAUAAAAACCCACGUUAGUUUGAAUGUUGCACACACAUCAUGUACCGUCUGAAGACCUUGCUCCUGGCUGCAGUAGCUGUGACUGUCGGUGCCCAGUGCCCCGCCAUGUUCUUCGAGGCCGGGGGAGGCUGCUUCCACGUCGUAGACACCGGCGAGACGGACAUCACGUGGGAAGACGCUCGGGAAACGUGCAUCGGCCUGAGCGGGGACGGCUGGAACGUGGACCUGGCUUCUCUGGAUUCCACGGCGCAGCUCGAGGCCUUCGCGGAGGCGUGGGCUACAGCGGGGGCGGAUUACAGGCCCUACGGCUACAUGUGGGUGGGCUUCACCCGUGAGACUGGGCAGUGGGCCAACCUGGACGGAGUGCCAGUGUCCCUCUACUCCAACAUGUGGCGAGAAAGUCAUCCGCACGACAUGAACAUGUACGUCUACAUCGAGGACGUGACCAUGACCUCCGGCAUCGAGUCCCGAGGGCGCUUCUACGCCUCGUGCACGAUGCAGGACGCUCUGCAGAGAGCGCUGUGCAGGGCUUUCCCGGCCUAAUUAGGACCUGAAUAAAUACACUAUGAAAU
Penaeus indicus is the source of this 1166-nucleotide messenger RNA. RefSeq lists its product as uncharacterized. Lineage: Eukaryota; Metazoa; Arthropoda; Malacostraca; Decapoda; Penaeidae. The transcript has 3 exons. Bases 634 to 1137 code for a protein of 167 amino acids. The record is from RefSeq and is a predicted model, not a curated record.